Molecule: messenger RNA, 3216 nt
Organism: Ananas comosus (pineapple)
Lineage: Eukaryota; Viridiplantae; Streptophyta; Magnoliopsida; Poales; Bromeliaceae
Product: LRR receptor-like serine/threonine-protein kinase FLS2
Exons: 1
Coding region: 1-2943 (980 amino acids)
Molecular function (GO): protein binding
Source: RefSeq, a predicted model, not a curated record
AUGCACCGUUACCUACUUGUUCUCACACUCUGUGUUUUAGGCUAUCAUCAAGCCAUCCCAACAAGCGCAUGCUUCGAGACCGAAAGGAAGGCGCUCCUCGCCUUCAAAGCCGGCGUUAUCGACGCCGGCAACCGCUUGUCUUCAUGGGCAGGUCGGGACUGCUGCAGUUGGAACGGAGUAGCCUGCGACGACAACACCGGCCACGCCGUGAAGCUCAACCUUCGAAACAACUACAUGGAUCAAGACUACAUGAACUCGUCGCUUUAUGAGCUGCGCGGUGAGAUCGAUCCUUCCUUGAUUGUUUUACAUCAUCUAGUUCACCUCGAUCUUAGCGGGAACUAUUUCGCCGGAAGCACCGUCCCGGAAUUCAUCCGUUCAUUUAAUAAUCUGACGCAUCUUGAUCUCUCCUUUUGUGAAUUUAGCGGCAGAAUACCUCAGCAACUUGGAGAUCUCUUUAAUCUUCGCUUUCUCGAUCUCUCCUGGUCGAGCUUAUUCGUAGGUGCACCGCCUCCUUCACUGGGCAAUCUCUCCCGUCUCCACACUCUUGUCUUAGAAUUCGCUUUCCUUUCCAACGGCCCCAGCGUUCGUGACCUUUCGUGGCUCUCUCGUUUAUCUUCUCUCAGAUAUCUCGCCAUGAGCGGGGUGAAUCUAUCUGGUGCUGCGGAUUGGUUGCAACACAUUAACAAGCUGAAGUACAUAAUUGAGUUGUCUUUGGUGACCUGUAGUCUUAGUAACAUCCCGUACUCUUUGUCUCAUGUCAACUUUACAUCCCUAAGGAUCCUUGAACUUGGAGCAAAUGGUCCCUUCGGUGUCCCCGUGCCUGCUUGGUUGUCGAACCUUACCGACCUUUCCUAUCUAGAUCUAAAUUAUUGUGGAUUUCAUGGAAAGAUUCCCGACGCUCUCGGAAACUUGGCUUCUCUUAGCAACCUGCUUUUAGGAUACAAUCGUCUCGACGGUACCGUACCUGAAUCGCUCCGAAACUUGUGUAAUUUGCGAGUCGUUGAGUUGAACAAUCUUCGCAUCGGCGGAGAUGUUGCACAAGUGGUAGAGACAUCGCGCUGCUCAUGGAAGAGCCUUGAGAUGUUGAAUUUGGAAAAUAACGAGCUUCGAGGGAAUUUAUCCGGGUGGCUAGAGCAGUUGGAGAAUGUGAGCGCUGUUUAUCUGAGCAACAAUUCACUUGUUGGAACCAUUCCUUUUGGAAUCCGGAACCUUUCGAAUCUACGUUCGUUGGAUCUUUCUUUUAACUCCUUGCAAGGUGUUGUAUCCGAAGCUCAUUUCGCCAACCUAUCCAACUUGAAGGCGAUUUUGCUCUCCUCCAAUUCGUUGGUCAUCGAUGUCGACGAGAACUGGGUUCCUCCGUUUCAGCUCAUGGUUCUUAUGUUAGGCUCCUGUGAAUUAGGAUCCCGGUUUCCGGCAUGGCUCCGAUGGCAGACGCAGCUCGACGAGGUGGAUUUAUCGAACACGAGCAUCUCAGGCACCGUGCCUGAGUGGUUCUGGAACUCGUCAGCAAGUAUGGUAGAUCUCUCGUAUAAUCAACUCGUAGGCGAAUUGCCGUUAUCUUUGCAAUUCUCAAGGCUUGUUUUGCGGUCCAAUCGAAUCGAAGGUCCAAUACCGUCAUCUUUGCCGAAUCACCUCUACUUAUUAGACCUCUCUGAAAAUUCUCUUUCAGGGCCACUUCCACUAUCCUUAGAUAUUCCGUCAUUAAAUUUUUUAUUUCUGUCGAGCAAUAUGAUUAAUGGAAGUAUCCCAUCAUAUAUGUGUGACUUGGAAUAUCUGACGAUCUUGGAUCUGUCGAAGAACUCUUUAUCGGGAAAACUACCUCUAUGUUGGCAGAGCUCAAAUCUCCAAAUCUUGGAUUUGUCGAUGAAUAACCUUUCCGGUGAAAUUCCAGCUUCCAUUGGCUCAUUGAGCUUCCUUACAUCGUUACAUCUCAACGACAAUCGCUUCUACGGAGAAAUCCCUACAUCUUUACAGCAUUGCACGGAUCUAAUUUUGCUUGACCUGAGUAGAAACAGGUUCUCAGGACAGAUCCCAGCUUGGGUAGGUGAGAGCCUGCAGGAUCUAGUAUUUGUACAGUUGCGAUCAAAUAUGUUUUCCGGCAAUAUUCCUAAUGUGUUGGCACGACUGCCAUACCUCCAUGUUCUAGAUCUUGCGCAUAACAAUCUGUCGGGACCAGUACCGCGUUCUUUUGGCAAUUUUAGUGCUAUAAUCCCUCCACUCGCAGAUUAUAUUCGAGGCGGAUAUACGAUUGGCCAAGACACGGACAUCCUUUUUGACUUUAGGGAUAAUUUACUUCUUAUAAUGAAAGGGAAUGAAUUUCAGUACUCGACCAUCCUCUACCUUGUCAAGAUUAUCGACCUCUCAGGAAACAAUCUAAGUGGACAAAUCCCCGAAGAAAUAGCAGCACUUCACCUACUGCAAAGUUUGAACUUAUCGACGAACCAUUUAACAGGACGGAUACCGGAAAAAAUAGGUGACAUGCAUUACUUGGAAUCUCUUGACCUCUCACUAAAUGAGCUUUCAGGCGCUAUUCCGCAAAGCUUAUCGGAUUUGACCUUCUUGAGCCACUUGAAUCUAUCCUACAACAACUUAUCAGGGCGUAUUCCGACGGGGAGUCAAUUGGACCGGCUCAACGAUCCGUCAAUCUAUACAGGCAAUUAUUAUCUUUGUGGACCUCCGAUUAAACAUAACUGUUCCAAAGAUGACGCAAACCCUUAUACUAAAAGAGACGACUAUAAUGAAGCUGUAUGGUUAUACGUUGGGAUGGUUCUAGGAUUUAUCGCUGGAUUUUGGAGCGUGUAUGUUGUUCUACUAUUCCGAAGAUCGUGGAGGAUUGCUUAUUUUCAAAUGAUUGAUAAAUUAUUCGAUAAUAUAUACGUGAUGGUCGUGUUAAGUUGGAAGAGAUUGAACAGAAAAACUGGUGGAGAAAGACCUAUUUCUUGAAGGAGUAGGCUAAUGGCACCUUAUAAGGUUUAUAUACCAUCUCGCUGUUUCCUUAUUUCAGACUUAUUUUGUGUUGUGUUUCUCGUUUUUAUUUGGCGUGGAGUUUGUCAUCUCAACUGCACCACAUGUAUCUUGUAAUAAUGUGCCGUACUAUCCAUUACAAUAAUUUGGAGUAUAUAUGUUGCCUGAUCGUUACCUUGGUUUUGAAAAUUUUCUAGGCAAACUCAAAACAAUAAAUAGCAGAUUUCGAAAUGUAAGUUCGUAGAACGGCUC